Molecule: messenger RNA, 387 nt
Organism: Gossypium arboreum
Lineage: Eukaryota; Viridiplantae; Streptophyta; Magnoliopsida; Malvales; Malvaceae
Exons: 1
Coding region: 1-387 (128 amino acids)
Source: RefSeq, a predicted model, not a curated record
AUGCCCCCUAAGCCCCAACAUGAAGCUAGACCUUGUUGGAAAAGCUCUAAUGAAAUAGCUUGUUGUUAUAUUAUUGCAAGUGCCAGUAGCACUUUGCAAAAUCAACAAGAAAGCAAUAGAAUUGUUAAAGAGAUCAUGGGCAAUCUGGAGGAUAUGUUCGAAGGUGAAGUUAUCUUGGCUCGAGAAUCUUUGAUAACCAAUUUAAUAAACUUUAAGCAAAAGCUUGAUACUCCAGUCAAAGAACAUAUGCUUACUCUUCUAGGAUUCUUUAUGGAAGUGAAGGACAAAGGGACUAAACUGGACCAUAACACCCGUAUCGAGAUGGAGUUAAAACCUUGUCUAAAAGACUUUGCAGGCUUUAAAGUUGCAUAUAACUUAGGAACCUGA